Messenger RNA from Tricharina praecox, 3526 nucleotides. RefSeq names its product GNAT acetyltransferase 2-domain-containing protein. Gene Ontology annotation, cellular component: 90S preribosome; nucleolus. The coding region runs from base 204 to 3404 and encodes 1066 amino acids. Gene Ontology annotation, biological process: rRNA acetylation involved in maturation of SSU-rRNA. The transcript has 4 exons. The record is from RefSeq and is a predicted model, not a curated record. Lineage: Eukaryota; Fungi; Ascomycota; Pezizomycetes; Pezizales; Pyronemataceae. Gene Ontology annotation, molecular function: tRNA binding; ATP binding; 18S rRNA cytidine N-acetyltransferase activity.
GUUUUCUUCGGCGUUGGCCGAACCGGAUAUCAGAAGCAAGACAUGAGUGAUAGAUAACCAUAAUUCGAUCUGAUUAUGCAUGCUUCCGACACGCCAAGACUUGCAAGCGGCGCCGGCGCGGCUCUGCGACUUUUUUCUGACCUUCUCAGGACGCCAAAGUUCGUCAGACAUUUCCCACCAGCUUUCCUUGCGCAGCAUCCACCAUGGUUAAGAAAGCGGUUGACAAGCGGAUUCCCGACCUCAUUCGCAAUGGUGUUCAGGAGAAGAAGCGGUCUUUCUUUGUCGUCGUUGGCGAUCGCGGUAAAGAUGUAAUUCUGAAUCUCCACUACAUUCUCGGCAGCGCCGAUCCGAAGCAAAACAAAUCCGUUCUCUGGGCCUACAAAAACAAGCUGCUCGGCUUCACCAGUCACCGCAAGAAGCGCGAAGCCAAGAUCAAGAAGGAAGUCAAGCGUGGCAUCCGAGAAGCCAACACCGAGGACCCCUUCGAACUCUUCAUCUCCCUCACGGACAUCCGCUAUGUUUACUACAAAGAAACCGAAAAGAUCCUCGGAAACACAUACGGAAUGUGUAUUCUCCAGGACUUUGAGGCGCUCACGCCGAAUCUGCUAGCGCGAACGAUCGAGACGGUCGAGGGUGGUGGGCUGGUCGUACUGUUGCUGAAGACCAUGUCGAGUCUGAAGCAGCUGUACACCAUGUCUAUGGAUGUACAUUCGCGCUACAGGACGGAGGCACAUGGCGAUGUGGUUGCGCGGUUUAACGAGCGGUUCAUUCUGUCUUUGAGCGAUUGCGCGAACUGCUUGGUGGUGGACGACGAGUUGAACGUACUCCCGAUUUCCGGAGGAAGGAAUGUCCAGGCACUCCCGCCGGUGUCGAGCGCCGACGAGGCGCUGCGACCAGAGCAGAAGGAGCUGCAGGAGCUGAAGGAGAGCUUGGCAGAUGUGCAGCCGUCCGGCUCGUUGGUCGAGAUCACCAAGACUGUCGACCAGGCGAAAGCGGUCAUGACGUUCGUUGAUGCGAUUGCGGACAAGUCUUUGAGGAGCACUGUGACGCUUACAGCUGGUCGUGGUCGUGGAAAGUCGGCGGCUUUGGGACUUGCCAUUGCCGCAGCUAUCGCUUACGGAUACUCCAACAUCUUCAUUACUUCGCCGUCGCCAGAGAACUUGAAGACUUUGUUUAGCUUCAUCUUCAAAGGAUUCGAUGCGCUGAACUACAGUGACCACCUCGAUUACGAUAUCAUCCAGUCCACCAACCCGGCUUUCAACAAGGCCAUCGUGCGUGUCAACGUUCACCGCCAACACAGACAGACUAUCCAGUACAUCCAGCCACAGGACGCACAUGUUCUCGGUCAGGCAGAAUUGGUGGUUAUUGAUGAAGCAGCGGCUAUCCCACUGCCCCUGGUGAAGAAGCUUAUGGGCCCCUACCUAGUCUUCAUGGCAUCUACAAUCAACGGAUACGAGGGAACUGGACGGUCGUUGUCGUUGAAGCUGAUCCAGCAACUUCGCGACCAGUCUCGCGGCGUCACCAAAGUAGCCUCGGAGGGCGUAACCACCGAUCGCGCCGGAAAGGCUGCCAAAGCCUCCGGCUCUGCCGUAGUAGGUGGUCGAACACUGCGAGAGGCGACCUUGGAUGAGCCCAUCCGUUACGCACCUGGCGACCCAGUCGAGAAGUGGCUCAACAACCUUCUCUGCCUCGAUGCCACCCUUCCUCCCAAGCGCAAGAACAACACUGGUACCCCAUCACUGGACAAGUGCGAGCUGUUUGCCGUAUCGCGCGACAGCUUAUUCUCUUACCACCCUGUCUCCGAGCGCUUCCUCCAGAAGAUGAUGGCACUCUACGUUGCGUCUCACUACAAGAAUUCCCCCAAUGACCUCCAGCUCAUGAGUGAUGCUCCGGCCCACCAGCUGUUCGUCCUUUUGGCACCAGCAGAGGAGGGAAGUAACCACAUUCCGGACCCACUGGUCGUUAUCCAAGUUGCAUUGGAGGGUCAGAUCUCAAAGAAGAGCGUACAGGCCGCUCUAAGCCGAGGAAAGCGUGAGGGGGGUGACAUGAUCCCCUGGCUCGUGUCGCAGCAAUUCCAGGAUGAGGAGUUCGCCGGUCUCUCGGGAGCCCGAGUAGUGCGCAUCGCGACCAAUCCGGAUUAUGUGGGAAUGGGCUACGGAAAGCGUGCACUGGACCUACUGACGGACUUCUACGAGGGCAAGUUCGCCAGUCUAGAGGAAGACAGCACAUACAUCGAGGACGAGAUCGUCCGCGUCACCGACGAGGAGAUCGAGAACUCGCAACUCCAAACCGAUACCGUCAAAGUGCGGGAUCCCAAAUCGCUGCCACCACUGCUAUUGAGACUAUCCGAGAAACGACCGGAACUUCUGGAUUAUCUCGGUGUAAGCUACGGUCUGACGGAUCAACUCCACAAGUUCUGGAAGAAAUCCGCCUUCGUCCCCGUGUACCUCCGUCAGACCGCCACCGAGCUCACCGGCGAGCACUCGUGCGUUAUGAUCAAGACCCUGGCGGACAAAGACAGUGCUUGGCUUGGAGCCUUCGCCACGGACUUCCGCAAGCGCUUCCUAGAGCUCCUCUCCUACGAGUUCCGAAAGUUCAACUACAUGACCCCUCUCCUCGUGCUGGAAUCCGCCAAUGCCGGCGCAAAGCUGGCCGAAAAGUCGCCAGCGCAGCUAACAAAAGCCCAACUUGACGAACUCCUCUCUCCCUUCGACCUCAAGCGUCUGGAGUCCUACGCCGACAACAUGCUCGACUACCAUGUAAUUUUGGACAUGGUCCCACAGAUCGCAAAUCUGCACUUCACUGGCCGGCUCAAGAACCUCGUCUCCAUCUCGCCCAUCCAAAGCGCAGUCCUUAUGGCCAUCGGCCUGCAACGGAAAACCCUCGAGGGCUUGGAGAAGGAACUCGGUGUCGGCAAUGCUCAGGUUCUCUCCAUGUUCCAGAAAAUUAUGCGGAAGGUCGCUACAGCGUUCCGCGAGCUGCUAAGCAAAUCCAUCGAGGAAACUCUACCAAAAGAGGCCCACAGGAAGAAUGAUGAGAUGGACGUGGAUGGUGGGGACGAGGCGAGAGAGUUUGCGCCCGUUGAUGGAGAGCUGCGCGAUGAGUUGGAGGAGGCGGGCGAGGAGGCGAUGGAAGGCCUCAGGCUAAAGGAACUGCAGAGGGAGAUGGUUAAUGAGCUGGAUCUGUCGAAAUAUGAAAUCCCCGCCGACAAAGGUGACUGGACAGAAGCCGAGAAGCAGAUUCGGAAAGCGGCAUCGUCGAAGUCGGAGGGACGGAGUACGAUUGUUUCGGUAAAGACGGGCAAGUCAGCUGCGAAACGGAAGGCUGGCGAGAGCGCGGCGGAGAUCUAUGAGGAGGAGGUGGAGAAGUUUAAGAACAAGAAGCCGAAGAAGGGGAAGCGGUGAUCUUGAUUAUAGAAGCAUGACGAAAAGUUUGGGUUGGGAUUUGCUUUUGCCUGCUCUCUUGUUUAUAUAUCUUGUCCUUCGCCGAAGGGAUGUAAUUACGUGAUAUCACGACUAUUGCUAAG